AGUAAUUCACCAAAUUGGAACACUGAUGUUUUUGAGCAUAAAUGGAACAGCUCGCCGUUUUUUCGUUCAUUUGCCUUUUUGUCUUUACUUGUUGCAGAACUUCCGGUAUGCUACAGCGCAUGUUCCAUUUUUCAACACAUAUCUCACAUACUUUUUCGUUUUUCUUCAAUGUUGAAGUACCAAUAAGAGUUCAAAGUGAACAGACUCGUCCAACUAUUAGAUUCUAGAUCUAGACUAAAUCUAGAUUUCUAGACCUAGAUCUAUCAUGUCUUCAAAGAAAUCAACACCUACACGUUACAUACGUCAUGACAUAGAUGUAAUAAAGGCAGCUUUGGAAGAUAUUCAAAGUAAAGGAAUGUCCUUAAGAGAAGCAGCCAAAUUUCACAAUUUACCUGUUACCACUCUUCACAAUAAGCUGAAAGGGAAGAAUCCCCUUCUUUCUAAAAAGACACUUUUAACUGUGGAUGAAGAGAACAAACUAGCCAAAUGGCUUAUAGAACUUGCCAAAUAUGGCUUUGGCAAAAGUAAUAAUGAGGUUUUAGAGACUGUACGGGCCAUCAUUGCUGCCAGAAAGGAUAGCACUCAAAGUCAAGAACAGAUAAAGCUACCAACCAGACAGUGGUUGUUUAGAUUUUUCGGCAGGCAUCCAGAACUAUCUUCAAGAGCCCCAAUGUCCCUUGGGAAGGAGAGAGCUUUAGUUUCACCUGAGGCAGUAAGCUUAUGGUUCACUAAAUUUGAAAAAGCCAUCAAUUCUGUUGACCCUACCAUUUUAAUAAGUCCCAACAGAAUAUUUAACGCUGACGAGAGUGGUUUUGGUUUUGACAAAAAAAACCGUAAGGUUGUAGCUUUUAAAGGCAGCAAACACAUUUACAAAGUCACAUCCAACACUAAAACUCAGGUUACUGUUCUUGCAUGCUGUAGCGCUGCAGGACACUAUAUCCCUCCUCUCCUCAUUUACCCGUAUAAAAGGAUUCCUCAAAAAAAUGUUCUUGAAAACUUCCCCGAAGCUCUUCUUCAAAUUUCAGAAACUGGAUGGAUCACAGCAGCCAUCUUUUAUACAUGGAUAAAGGAUAUCUUCAUUCCAGCAACAAGCUAUCUACCUAAACCAGUUUUACUUAUAGUAGAUGGCCAUACAAGUCAUACGUCACUUUUGGAAACGUCUAUCAUUUGUUCCCAAAAUGGUAUCAUGUUGUAUUGCCUGUUGCCACAUGCCAGCCAUGUAAUACAGCCUCUUGACCAGGCUUUUUUCGGGGCUAUAAAGUCAGCUUGGUCAGAUGCCCUCUCAAAACAUGCUGCUUCAAAAGGUGAAGGUAUUAACCUUGAGUCCUUCGCUAGUGUGUUUAAGCCAGUGUGGAACAAGGUGGCAACAACUGACAUUGCAUGUAAAAGUUUUAAAGCUGCUGGAAUUUUUCCUUUUAAUCCAAACAAGAUAAUAUCAUCAAAAAAACUAUGGCCCAGUAAAGCAUAUUCAUCUGAGGAAACUGGAGAUGUCCAACCUGAAACCUCUUCAUCAUCUGAUCCAACCAGGGCUUCCUCAUCUGCAUUAGCAAAGAAAUCUUCCAUAUCUCAAUCACCUUGCACACCACCAUUCCAAAUUGAAAACUCUGAUUGUUCAUUUCAUCUGGAUGACUGUAUGUCAACGUUUCAACAGAAUUCUUGUACAUUCCAAGCCCAACCAGAAACCUCUACAUCCUCUGAUCCAACCGAGGCUUCCUCAUCUGCAUUAGCAAAGAAAUCUUCCAUGUCUCAAUCACCUUGCUCACCACCAUUCCAAAUUGAUAACUCUGAUUCCUCAUUUCAUCUGGAUGACUGUAUGUCAACGUUUCAACAGAAUUCUUGUACAUUCCAAGCCCAACCUGAAACUUCUACAUCCUCUGAUCCAACCGAGGCUUCCUCAUCUGCAUUAACAAAGAAAUCUUCCAUGUCUCAAUCACCUUGCUCACCACCAUUCCAAAUUGAUAACUCUGAUUCCUCAUUUCAUCUGGAUGACUGUAUGUCAACGUUUCAACAGAAUUCUUGUACAUUCCAAGCCCAACCUGAAACUUCUACAUCCUCUGAUCCAACCGAGGCUUCCUCAUCUGCAUUAACAAAGAAAUCUUCCAUGUCUCAAUCACCUUGCUCACCACCAUUCCAAAUUGAUAACUCUGAUUCCUCAUUUCAUCUGGAUGACUCAACAUCUAGAUCUAAAUUUCAACAGAAUUCCUCUACAUUUGGAGCUCAAACAAAAGCUUCUACAUCAGCUGAUCCAACAGAGGCUUCUACAUCUUGCACAUCAUCCAAAUCACAUAUCUUUUCAAAAUCUACUGAAUCACAAAUAACACCAGAGAUCUCUAACCCCACUGUUGUAAAUUUAAAUGUCCAACAAAUAAUAGCAUUAAAAGAACAUUCUUACUUUAUAUUUGAUGAGAUGACAAAAGCAGAACUAACAAUGUUUUUCUCCAGAUUAGCCAUCCCCCAAAAUGAGACAUUCCCUGACCGCUUCAAUGAAGAGAAAUUUCAGCGCUUCCAAACUUUAACUCACUCAAUGGUACAGGCAUUUAAAGUGCAGGAAGAUCCAUCACCUAAAGUCACACUGGCGCAAGAAGACAUCUUCAGAUUACCCAACUUUAAGGGAAAGGGGAAAGGUAAAAACAGGAACUCCAAAACUGUACCAACAUUACCCAGCGUAGUAAGUGGAGAGGAGUUUCGACUUGCUCUAAAAAAAAAACUUAUUGAAAAGGAAAACUUAGAAAAAAAGAAACUGGCUAACAAACUUAAGAGGGAAGAAAAUAAAAAGAAAAAAGAUGAAGAAAAAGAGAAGAAAAGACUAUUAAAUGAAAGUAAAAAGUUAGAAAAACAGAAAAGGCAAGAAGAGCUAGCUAAAAAAAAGGAGCAAGAUCAGUUAAAACUGUGUACAGUUUCUGCACUUGACAGUGAUACUGAUGAAGAUCCCAUUCUAAUGAAAGAGAUGGAGACAGAAUUAGCUAAAGGGGAUGAUGAAAUGGAUGUAUUUAAUGAAUGCUGCCUUGGUUGUGGCACCAUGGAAAGAGGAAAUCUAUAGGUACUCUGCGAGAUGUGCGACUCCUGGUGGCACACCUGCUGCACACAAACAGCACGAGCAUUGACCCAAGAACAAUUGGCUGAAUUUAAAUUUGUGUGCAGCUGGUGUUGCCCCAGUCCAACAUCUUAGCAUGGCAUUUAAGGUUCCUAGAAAUUAUCUUUGUAUAUCAGUAUAUCUGCGAUGUACAAAAUGUAUAAUACUUGUCUCUGUCAUAAACAAUUUUGUACAUUAUCUAUAUUUUAGAUUCAAAUCACUCUGUAUAUAUAUAGAAACAGAAAUAAAUACCUAUAGCAUAUAAUCUAGACUUAAUAUCUUUAAAGUAUUUUAACAUCUUUCUUAUGUUCUAAAUUUAUAUUUUGAAAUAAUGUAAAUAUCCUUUGCAUAUAGAUAUCUAAAUGUAAAUAAAUGACUUGCAGUUAUAUAUAUAGAUGUAAAUAUCUGCUGUAUAAUAUAAAUGUA
Biomphalaria glabrata is the source of this 3499-nucleotide messenger RNA. RefSeq lists its product as uncharacterized. The record is from RefSeq and is a predicted model, not a curated record. Bases 266 to 3040 code for a protein of 924 amino acids. The transcript is spliced from 2 exons. Gene Ontology annotation, cellular component: nucleus. Lineage: Eukaryota; Metazoa; Mollusca; Gastropoda; Planorbidae. Gene Ontology annotation, molecular function: DNA binding.